Aspergillus heteromorphus CBS 117.55 is the source of this 2076-nucleotide messenger RNA. RefSeq names its product amino acid transporter. The record is from RefSeq and is a predicted model, not a curated record. Bases 64 to 1683 code for a protein of 539 amino acids. The transcript is spliced from 5 exons. Gene Ontology annotation, cellular component: membrane. Gene Ontology annotation, biological process: transmembrane transport. Gene Ontology annotation, molecular function: transmembrane transporter activity. NCBI's taxonomy places the organism in Eukaryota, Fungi, Ascomycota, Eurotiomycetes, Eurotiales, Aspergillaceae.
CUUCUCUUCCCUCUCUCUCUCUCUCUCUCUCCCUCAACGUCUUGACAUCCGACAACCCCAAUCAUGGCAGACAUCAAAGCCGCCGCGCAUCCGGCCGUUGCCCACGAUGCCGCCGAUCUCGAGAAGACCGGCCUCACCUCCGACCAGGCCGACGCCCAGCUCGCCGCCGAGUUUGGAUACAAGCCCGUCUUCAAGCGCGAGUUCGGGUACCUGUCGACCUUUUCGUUCGCCGUCAGUAUCAGUGGCCUGUUCUCCACCGUCAUGACCACCCUGUCCUACCCGCUCGAGGCGGGCGGGAGCAGCGCGGUCGUCUGGUGUUGGUUGAUCUCCGGGUUCGGGUGCAUGUGCAUUGCGUGUUCCGUCGCGGAACUGGUGUCUGCGUACCCAACUUCGGGUGGUUUGUACUUCACCGUCUCGAGACUGGCGCCCCAGAAAUGGGUCCCUUCCAUCAGCUGGGUGACGGGGUGGUUGAAUCUGCUCGGGCAGAUCUGCGGUGUUGCAUCCUCUGAAUACGGCGCCGCGCAGAUGCUGCUGGCCAUCGUCUCCAUGUGCCGCGGCUUCGACUAUGAGAUCACCACCGGCACGACUGUCGGCGUCAUGGCGGCGCUGACCGUCUUGACCGGCCUGGUGAACUCGCUGUCCACCUACUGGAUGGAGAAGAUGACCAAGUUCUACGUGAUCUUCCACGUCGCGAUCCUCCUCUCCUGCUCCAUCGCCCUGCUGGUCUUGACGGACGACAAGCACGACGCCUCGUACGUCUUCACCCACGUCGAGUCGACCACCGGCUGGAAGCCCAUCGGCUUCAGCUUCCUGUUCGGCUUCCUCUCCGUCAGCUGGACCAUGACCGACUACGACGCCACCGCCCACAUCACCGAGGAGAUCAGCAACCCCGAGGUCAAGGCGCCCUGGGCCAUCUCGCUGGCGAUGCUGUUCACCUACGUGGCGGGCUUCCUGUUCAACAUCGUGCUGUGCUUCUGCAUGGGCGACCCCAAGGCCAUCCUCAGCUCGUCCAUGGACCAGCCCGUGGCCCAGAUCUUCUACAACAGCCUGGGCAAGGGCGGCGGCAUCUUCUUCACCGUGUCGGCCCUGAUCAUCAUCAAGUUCGUGUGCUUCACGGCCAUGCAGGCCCUCGGCCGCACGGUGUUCGCCUUCUCGCGUGACCAGAUGCUGCCCUUCUCCAACGUCUGGAGCAAGGUGUCGUCCAGCUCCGGCACCCCGCUGUACGCCGUGUGGAUCUCCGUCUUCUUCUGCAUCGCCAUCAACCUGAUCGCCCUGGGUUCGUACACCGCCGUCGACGCCGUCUUCACCCUGUGCUCCAUCUGCAUGGACUGCAGCUACUGCAUCCCGGUCGUCUGCAAGCUGGUCUUCGGGAAGUUCAAGCCCGGACCGUGGCACAUGGGCGGCGCCCUGGGCACUGCCGUGAACGUCUGGGCCUGCCUGUGGACGCUGUUCGUCAGUGUGAUCUUCGUGCUCCCCACCGAGCGACCAGUGACACCCGACAACAUGAACUACUCCUCCGUGUUCCUGGCCGCCGUUCUGCUCUUCUCGCUCGUCUACUGGUACAUCCAGGGCAAGACGAUGUACACUGGCCCCGUGUCCGAAGCUGUCGUAGCAGACAACUAUUCCGAGAGCAACACCAACCCCAACGACUACAAGGCGGACAAGGACGCCCGCGACGCCUAAUCCAUCCCCUCUAUCAGUUCGAUAUGCGACAAGCCCGAGCCAGACCGCGCCCUGCCCAGCCCAGCAAAGCAACUUCGUAUACCCAACCCGAACCCUUGCAACAAGCCCAGGCCCGCCACCGUCCCGCGAUCCGACCGACCCGUGCAGCAAACAUCUUCCCGUAUCACCGCAGCAUCCACCCCUUGGAUCCGCGCAUUAGAUACGCAGCGUCCCCAGCGCCAUAUCCAUCCAUCCAUUCCAACCUAUCGCCAAGCCCUAUUCUAUCUUCGUCAGUCCCGGAGCCCUUCAGCAGCCAGCCCAUCUAUCCGAUUGAUCCCGUUGUUGUUUCUUCCCUAGCGACUCGAUAUGACCCACGCGAUUCCAUCACCCAAAACAAAAUCCAUCCUUAAUGAC